Molecule: messenger RNA, 1563 nt
Organism: Peronospora farinosa
Lineage: Eukaryota; Oomycota; Peronosporomycetes; Peronosporales; Peronosporaceae
Source: the annotation of a GenBank genome assembly
AUGGCGGGCAGUGGACCGAGUAUCGGCAAUUAUACGCCUUUCACAGGCUUUGUCUUCAUUUUUAAUCUCAUUGUGGGUGCUGGUGCACUCACUAUCCCUCACGCUUUUGCCAAUGUUGGAAUUAUUUAUGGAUCCAUUGCUUUAUCUUUCCUGGCGUCUAUCAGUUAUAUGACGGCCACGUUCAUGGUUGAAUCUAUUGCGGGCGUUAAUGCACUAAAGCGACGCGCUUGUGAGCUCGGAAUGGACGCCAGCAAUAGCGAUAAGAAGCGGUUGUUGGACGAGCGGAGCGACAGUGAUGACAGCGACGCGCAUACGGAGUUUGUGCCGUUAGUGGUCGCCAAUGAAACACAAGACGCACUGGAACGGAAUGUACGAUUAAAAGCUAGGGAGCCGAGACUCCAUUAUGAUCUUUCCAAUAAGAUGGAACUGGCUGAAAUGGCCGAGCUGCUGUUCAGCCACCGAGGCAUUGUUGCAUUCUACGCAUGUAUUACAGUGUAUCUAUAUGGUGACUUGGCUAUCUAUGCUGUCGCCGUCCCGAAGUCUCUGCGAGAGAUUAUCUGUCCACGUCCCUCUGCUGAUGCAGUUGUCUGGGAGUGCUCCAGCAGGUUCAACAGCUCGGACUUGUACCGCCUUUUUGUUGUGCUCUUUGGUUUGCUACUCGGUCCCUUCACAUUUGGCCACGUGAACAAGACGCGGAUACUCCAGCUCGUUUCUACUGUCAUCCGCCAUGCGUCGUUUGGGCUCAUGAUUGUGCUCGCCAGUGUUGGCAUUGCGCAAGGACACGGACGAAGCGUAACUGACGUCGUGAGCUAUGAAAAGCCCCGCAACGUCACUACCUUUUUCGGCGUGUGCAUAUAUUCAUUCAUGUGCCACCACAGUAUCCCGGGUCUUGUUGCACCUAUUACGGACAAAACCAAAGUCCGUACGAUUUUGGCAGCGGCCUUUAUAGCGGUCCUUAGUGUUUAUUUCGUGCUGUGUACCUCAGCAAUCUUCCGUUUCCGGUCAGAGGACGUCGAGGAUGUGUAUACACUGAAUUUCAAGGAUUACCCGAUCCAAGCGUUUGGAUACUUUCUGAGCUUCUUCCCGGUGUUCACGCUAAGCUCAACCUUUCCACUUAUCUGCAUCACACUCCGUGAAAACAUCCGGCACCUCGCGUCACGUAUCAGCAAUUCAACAUCAGCAAACACCAUUACUCCUCCUCGGUCUGGCCUGUACGGCUUCUUUCAAACCAACUUGUACGCGUUAGUGGCGCUUCUGCCGCCACUCGUGGUGGCGAUCUUCACUGAGGAUGUGUCAAUGCUCGUGAGCUUUACAGGCGCAUAUGCUGGAUUGGGUAUUCAGUGGAUUGUCCCGACGUUUCUCGUCUUUUGUUUACGCCGUCGUUUGGCAAUCGAAUGGCAUCAGAUGCACCCAAUGCAAAUGAUACGCCCCGAUGCUGUCGCAUCGUGCGAGAAUAAGAACCGUUUUGCAAGUCCUUUCAAGCACGAGACGUGGCUGUAUCUGGUGCUUGGACUCUCUCUGUUAUUUCUUGUACUAAUUACUGUAACACAUGGCAUGCACUAA